AUGGGUCUUUCAUACAAUACGUACUUAAACAGCGACAAGAUAUACGGCUGCAAAGGCUGCAAGACGCAUUUAAGCACGCACGAUGAGAUUAUUUCACGGAAUUUCCGCGGCCAACACGGCAAAGCCUAUCUCUUCGGUACCGUGGUCAAUAUCGUCCCCGGUGAACCCUCCGAACGCAAUAUGACGACCGGACGUCAUAUCGUGCGAGAUAUCACUUGUAAACGGUGUAAUGAGACGGUGGGCUGGAAAUACGAUAAGGCGUAUGAGGCGAGCGAGAAGUAUAAGGAAGGGAAGUUUAUUUUGGAGGCUGAGCUGUUGUGUAAUGUUAGUUAG
This is a messenger RNA of Sclerotinia sclerotiorum 1980 UF-70, 333 nucleotides long. RefSeq lists its product as hypothetical. The coding region runs from base 1 to 333 and encodes 110 amino acids. The transcript has 2 exons. Lineage: Eukaryota; Fungi; Ascomycota; Leotiomycetes; Helotiales; Sclerotiniaceae. The record is from RefSeq and is a predicted model, not a curated record. Gene Ontology annotation, cellular component: ubiquitin ligase complex.